Messenger RNA from Chanos chanos (milkfish), 3042 nucleotides. It is a transcript of the gene emilin3a, whose product is annotated as elastin microfibril interfacer 3a. Gene Ontology annotation, cellular component: extracellular matrix. The coding region runs from base 1 to 3042 and encodes 1013 amino acids. The record is from RefSeq and is a predicted model, not a curated record. Lineage: Eukaryota; Metazoa; Chordata; Actinopteri; Gonorynchiformes; Chanidae. Gene Ontology annotation, molecular function: protein binding. The transcript has 4 exons.
AUGACAAGUGCCUCGGGAACUUUCCACAGCAGAAAAUAUCCUUACAACCUGUAUAAGUCUGGACCAAAUCCACAGUACAGUCCUGAGACACCUACAGGCAGACACAAAAACUACUGCGCUUAUGUCGUGGACAAGACUGUGUCAUUCACCGUGCAGGAUGGGGCAGCACCUUAUGUGAAAGCAGAAUACAACAAAUGCGCAUGGGGUCAGAAGUGCCCAGCCCUUAUGUACCGACUAUUCUACAAGCCUACGUACAAAGUGGCAUAUAAAACAGUUACUGAACUCGAAUGGCGUUGCUGCCCUGGGUUCUCUGGUGUUGGUUGUAACACUGGACCUGCAGGCUUCCCUCAUGGAAUGAAGGCUAUGCCUCCUUUCAAAGGCCCAAUGCCACCCUUCCAGGGGCCAAUGCCCUCUCAUGAGGGGCCAAUGCCUGUUCAUAAAGGACCAAUGCCUGUUCAUAAAGGACCAAUGCCUGUUCAUAAAGGACCAAUGUCUGCUCAUAAAGGACCAUUGCCUUCACAGAAGGGACCAAUGCCUCCCUUCAACAUGCCAGUACCUUCUCAUAAAGGACCAGUGCUUUCCCAUAAGGGUCCAAUGCCAUCUUACAAAAGGCCAAGGCCUUUCUAUAAGGGCCCAAUGUCUUUCUACAGAAAUUCCAUGCAUAAAGGAAACCCCUGGAUUCAUUCAAAGGCCCCAGCGAGCAACAUGAUAACUUAUCCUGGCCCUCAAAUGAGACCACCGAUGUCAUCCAACCAUGGGUCAUCAUUUGAACCCUAUUCAGUUCAUCAAGAGCCUCAACCUCAUCCUGAAACUAUUCCAGGCCAACAUGAUCCACUGACAGAUGAUCAUGAACCUUUACCAGAUCAUCAUGAUCCAAUCCCAGUUGAUUCUUCCCCAGACCAUGGGGAUCCUAUCCAAGAUCACCAUGAUAAUGUCCCAGAACACCAAGAUCCCAUCGGAAACUACCAAGAACCUCUGCCAGAUCAGAAUGGUUCCACACCUGAUCAUCCGGACUCAGAGCAAAUUACUGAGGAACAUGCACCCCCUGGUGGGAAGGAUGAAGACAGUGUGACAGCUGAACGUUUGGACCAGAUGGAGGUGGAAGUACAGCGACUGUCACAAGGUCUUGAGACUCUGCGUGGGACAGUAACCGGUUUGGAGGAUGGGCUGCGUGCCUCACUGCGUGAGGACGCUAACCGAAUGCUCUCUGCCCUGCUCUCAGCUGCCCCUGCUCCAAUGGCUGCUCCGGCCCUGUCCACCAGAGAUUCCUCUGUGGAGUUUGGGGAUCUUCCAGGUGGUGCGCCUGAUCUAGAUGGCCUGAAUGCUGGACAUUUUCCCAACCUAGGUGAGCUGGUAGGAAAGGUUGAAGAGUUACGUGCUGAACUCCAGACCAAGGCUGCCGAGCUGGUAGAGUUGAGAGGUACCAUCCUAGGUCAUGACAGAACUCUGAAAAGUCUGACAGGCAGAUCAAGGAACCUAACAGAAAGCCCCGAGGGUGCCACAACUCAAAAAACCUUAGAGAAGGUGUUAGAGUCAAAGCUGGGUGGUGAACGAGCAAACAUGCUAGAAGGGUUUGAGAGGCGUGUGGAGGCUGCUGAACAGCGUUGUGAAGGCCAGGCAGCCGAGGUGAGACGGCAGUGUCAAAUGGAACACAUGGAAGGACAAGAGCAACUGGAGCAGACAUUGGAGGGUAGCGCUGCUGGUCUGAGGAAAGAGCUGAAUAAUCUCCAUGUUCAACUUCAGGGUCUGGAACCUGAAGACGGUUGUUGCAGUGCGGUGUCAGGCCUGGCUGAGAGGGUGAUGUUACUGGAACAGUCAGUGGGUGGUUUGAAUGAGUCCCAGAUACACCUGAGGGUUGAGCUCAGCGGGCACAAAGACCACGUGGAGGGCAUGCUGGAAGGACGACUGGGCUAUGUGGAAGCCAAGCUUAACAUCACUGGGAAGAAACAAGGUGGCCUAAGUGGUGGGUCAGUUGGUAACCUGGAAACUAGAUUAGAGAGGAAGCUGACGGCCCUUGAGGAAAGGCUUUUUACUGCAAUGGAGGAACUAGGUAAUGUUACAGCACCUGCUUUGCUGGAGGGUCAAGCAGUGCCCACACUGGAAACAGAGGUUGAGUCACUCAGAAAAAGGGUGGAGGUAGACACGGAUAGGGUGCAGAAACAGCUGAGCACCUUGGAGGUUCUCUGCACCUCUUCCUGUGCCCCUCGCCCCAUCCUAACAGGAAAUGCAGCUCCGCUGUUAGCUGUGGGAGAGAAUGAGAAUGAAAACCUAGAGAAACUGAUUGGACGCCUGGACAGACAGGCAGACAGACUGGACAAGCUCAAUUCCACUCUGCGAGUUCUUAACUCUAGAGUGUCAGAUAAACAAAAUAAUGAGUAUGGAGGCCUUCAAGGCGAGGUAACAUUUCUAAAGGUGAGCGUGCGCUCCGUGAAUCGUUCUUUGCAUGGCUUGCAGGACUCCGUUGGUAUGGUAGUACAGGAGGUGGACCGAGCUAAUGCCACGUGGCAGCAACGUGAAGAGCGGCUGGCACAGCAGGUGCGGGGUUUGGUACAGCUCGUGAGCCGUCAGGCUUCCAUGCUGGGCACGGGGGAGAGGAAGCUGACCCGGCUGAAAGGAGAACUGCAGGACCUAAGACGCAGGCUUGCGGGAGAGCUCCAAGGCUGUCGUUCUACUGCGCUUAGCGUAAAGAAGGAGGUGACUGACGUGGGAGGUCGAGUGGCUCGUGUGGAAGGCCAAUGUGGGGGUCUGACAAACUUGGCAGAGGACCUAGAGAGGAUUCGGGGAGAGCUGGAGAGGCAGUCAGAUGAGUAUCUUGCUCAGGUUAACGGGACUCUUGUCAGACAUUCCCUUCAACUGUCCGAACUCAGAGACGGGCUGAAAAACUGCACCGGAGGUUCAUAUCUCAGCGAAUCAAGAGGGGACCAAGUCACAGGACUAGCUCAGUCCAGAGUAGCUCAGUACAUGGAGGUGCAAGCUCACCCAAGAGGAGACCAGUUUGCAAUCCCAGUUCAACUAGUAAAUGACCAGUAUCAAAAUCCAUAG